Molecule: messenger RNA, 636 nt
Organism: Gongylonema pulchrum
Lineage: Eukaryota; Metazoa; Nematoda; Chromadorea; Rhabditida; Gongylonematidae
Source: the annotation of a GenBank genome assembly
AUGACCGGUGCUAGUACUCUUCCUUCUGCUUCAUCGCAUUUUCAACCGUUUGCUGCUGCAGCUGCCGCAGUUGCCGCUUCCUCAUCGUUAAUGUUGAAUUUGCUGCCAUCCAGCGAUUUCUCAUCGACAAGCUUACUGGCUAAUUGUGCUCGACAAGCCCAGCAGCUUAGACAAGCCAAACAUAGCCGGCGAUUCACUUCCAGGCAUGAUGGACCAAAUCGAGAAGGAGCUUUAUUUUGUCGUUCUGGUACAUGGGUCGAAAUUUUGGACAAACGCACCGCUGAAUAUGAGGCUCGACGUGAUGGGCUUACCAAGCCGGAAUAUGUGCGUGGCAAUCGUUUAGAAAAUAGCCGAUUUAGUAUCUUGGAAUUCAUAUCCGUUGCAUUUGGUUUGGUGAGUAUACGGGGUCGAGACUCUCAGCGAUAUUUAUGUAUGGAUCGAGAGGGACGACUGUACGCCGCGUUACAAGAAAAUUAUUCAGCGGAAUGUGUAUUUAUGGAAGAAAUGCUUGAGAAUUAUUAUAAUUUAUAUUCUUCUUGUGCGUACGGUACGCCUAAAAAGCCAUGGUAUAUUGCCCUGCGAAAAACCGGACGACCACGAAAAGGUAGCCAAUUUAACUUCUCAUGGUUUGCGUAA